This is a messenger RNA of Raphanus sativus (radish), 1976 nucleotides long. RefSeq names its product probable protein phosphatase 2C 65. The record is from RefSeq and is a predicted model, not a curated record. Gene Ontology annotation, molecular function: protein serine/threonine phosphatase activity. The transcript has 7 exons. Bases 753 to 1700 code for a protein of 315 amino acids. Gene Ontology annotation, biological process: protein dephosphorylation. NCBI's taxonomy places the organism in Eukaryota, Viridiplantae, Streptophyta, Magnoliopsida, Brassicales, Brassicaceae.
AUUGUUAGAAGUCUCCGGUAAAUAUUAACCCAGAAAACGAUGCGAGCGUGGUAGUCGCCGAUGCCUAUCACGGAUUGAGGAUAUGUAAGAGGAGACAGGAAUUCACAUUGAAUAAAACAAGUGAUAAAGAGAUGCAUCACAAGAGGCAAACGGGGAGGAAACAGAUGCAUCACGCAUGAAAAUCAACUCUGCAAACCCUUUCUUCUCGUUUCUUACAUGCAUGCUUACAGUUUUUAAAGAGACUUUUGCUUUACAAACAAGCAAGAAGACAAAGAUUUGCUGCGUCUGGUUUCAGAGCAUUUAACCUCUUACUGGAGAAUGGAAAACGCCUUGAAUCAAGAGGGGUAUGUUCAUCUCUCUCUCGCUCAUUUUAUCUUCGAUCAAAGAGUAUGGAUGCAUGAUGUUGUAAACCGGAAUUGUAAUCGUGCUUAGUUUUGGGUAUUGUAUGAUUGACAUGUUGUAAACAACCAAUUUUCAAUAUUUUUGUUUUGGUAUUGAUUUUUACAUGUUCGUUGGUGUUGGUUUAUCAAUCAAAACUGAGGAAAUGAUUUGGUGAAGGAGACGUUUCAUUGUGUGGAUUGUAAAUUAACAGCCAAAGGAGGAAACUCAACCGAGCCAGCAAGGGAACAGGGAUAACUGUGGAGAAUGGCACGGAUGAUAGUAAUGAACAUAGAGAUGAUAGGGAGGCUGAGGUUAGAGACACAAAUGAUGGUGCCAUUAUAAGGUCUCGCGGCUCAUCUAAACAUGUCUCCAUGGCAAUCAAACAAGGGAAAAAGGGGAUCAAUCAAGACGACAUGACAGUCUGGGAGAACUUUGGUGGGGAAGAGGAUAUGAUAUUUUGCGGUGUAUUUGACGGCCACGGCCCAAUGGGUCACAAGAUCUCUCGUCGCGUAUGUGACAGUCUACCUUCAAGGGUCCAUUCGAGAAUCAAAUCUUCAAAAUCUGGCGGCAAUGAUAUUGUUAGUCGUCAGGAGGAGGGACUCUUCCGUGAACUCGAGAAAGUUCUAGUUACAUUCUUUAAGAGAAUAGACAGCGAACUUGGUCUUGACUCUCCUUAUGAUAGUUUUUGCAGCGGCACAACUGCUGUUACCGUCCUUAAACAAGGUGACUGCUUGGUGAUCGCCAACUUGGGAGAUUCACGAGCCCUUCUUGGCACCCGUGGAGGCAAGAACAGUCUCAAAGCUGUCCAACUCACGGUUGAUCUGAAACCCUGUGUUCAACGCGAAGCAGAGAGAAUAGUAUCAUGCAAAGGAAGGGUGUUUGCUAUGGAAGAGGAACCUGAUGUAUACAGAGUGUGGAUGCCUGAUGAUGAUUGCCCUGGACUUGCAAUGUCUAGGGCUUUUGGUGAUUUCUGCCUCAAAGACUAUGGACUUCUCUGCAUCCCUGAGGUCUUUUGCAGAAAAGUCAGUAGAGAUGACGAGUUUGUGGUUCUAGCCACCGAUGGGAUUUGGGAUGUGCUGUCAAACGAAGAAGUGGUGAAAAUUGUGGGUGCAUGUAAGGACCGGUCAAUAGCAGCAGAGACGCUGGUUCAGAGGGCCGCUCGGACAUGGAGAACGAAGUUUCCAGCUUCUAAAGCUGAUGACUGCGCCGUAGUGGUGCUUUACCUGAACCACCGGCCAUACCCAAGAGAAGGAAACGUGAGCCGAGCGGUAUCGACUCUUUCUUGGAGAUCAGGUAAGAGCAAUAACGAGUGCCAUUGAGUCUACCGCCAAAAGGGGGGGGGGUUGUUCAUAGUAGUAGGAUCAUUGUUGGUAUCACUUACUUAUUGUUUUGGGUAAAAAAAAUACAAAACGUUGAGUGUGUUGUCGAUGCUAGUCAACAUUGAAGCUUUUAUUUGUGUAUAAAAUAACUUUAGUUUUCUAUGCUUGUUUGAUGAAGCAACUGGAAAAAGAAGUAGACAAUACAAUGGACUCAUUUUAUUUAAUAUUUAAAGGGUGUGAUUUUUUUGGAUAAUAGUGAAUCUUGUUUUCAUGAAA